Messenger RNA from Momordica charantia (bitter melon), 642 nucleotides. RefSeq names its product fiber. NCBI's taxonomy places the organism in Eukaryota, Viridiplantae, Streptophyta, Magnoliopsida, Cucurbitales, Cucurbitaceae. The record is from RefSeq and is a predicted model, not a curated record.
GCUGUUUUGGAUCCAUAACAAACCCAGGUGCCCGUUUCCCGGUUUCGGGUCGUUGAGGGAAGUACAAAUCUUUUUACACACUUACUUGGAGAAUCAAACCACGAACACUGAAGAAGCGAAUCAAAAGGAAAUUACGCAUUCUGAAAGAGGCGGAGAUGCCGGUCGUGGAGAAGCUGAAGAUGUUCGUCGUUCAAGAGCCGGUGGUGGCUGCAUCUUGUUUAAUCGGUGGAAUUGGUCUCUUCCUUCCAGCCUUUGUAAGGCCAAUUCUGGAUUCCUAUGAAGCAUCUAAGCAAGUUCCUCAGCCUGCAUUAAGCGAUGUGGUUGCGGGUAUGACUGGUAAGAAACAAGGAUGAUCUGUAUCGGUGACAAACGAUUGUUCUUGAAUCAAUCACCGGAUUUUCCUAAAUCAAAUUUUAUUCUCUCCUGCCAUAAAAUAAGGCUGUACAUUUUAUGAUAGCAUUGGUUAUUAUUAGAAGACAUUGCUUUGCCCAUGCUCGAGUAAAAGUUGUUUCACCAUUAAAAUUGAGGUCUGAAAACUCGUAUGUAUGGUUUGUUUCCUUCAAUUGUUCUCUCUAAAGAUUUAUGCUUUUACAGGACUAACUCGAGUGUUGAUUACUGAUCAAUAUAAGAGAGUGAAGGAAA